GUCCCUGCGCACCGAGCCGUCCUCUCCAUCUGCCCCUGGAGGUCACCAUCUGCACAGCGCCAUGGGCACCCAGCAGAUCGUCCUUCAGGGCCCGGGACCCUGGGGCUUCUGCCUGGUGGGCGGCAAAGACUUUGAGCAGCCUCUCGCCAUUUCCCGGGUCACUGCCGGAAGCAAAGAUGCCACCGCUAAUUUAUGUAUUGGAGAUAUAAUCACAGGGAUCGAUGGAGAAAACACCAGCAACAUGACGUACUUGGAAGCUCAGAACAAAAUCAAGGGCUGCAUGGACAACAUGACUGUCACAGUAACCAGAUCUGAACAUAAAAUCUGGUCUCCUCUAGUGACCGAGGAGGGGAAGCGCCAUCCGGACAAGAUGAAUUUAGCCUCUGAACCCCAAGAGGUCCAGCAUAUAGGAAGUGCCCACAACCGAAGCGCCAUGCCCUUUACUGCCCCCCUGCCUCCAGCACUGCCCAGAGUCAGCAAGAACCAGUACAACAACCCUGCUGGCCUCUACUCGUCUGAAAACAUCUCUAGCUUCAACAGUGCUGUGGAGCCAAAGACUGCAGCCAGCGGAGAAGAGGCGAAUGGCAGGCCCGUAGAUCAUUCUCAGCAUUCUGGCAGCCUCAUCACUGACAAAGAAUCUGAAGCUUACAAGAUGCUUCAGGAGAAACAGGAGUUAAAUGAGCCCCCCAAACAGUCUGCAUCCUUCCUGGUUUUGCAGGAAAUCCUGGAGUCAGAGGAGAAAGGGGAUCCCAACAAGCCCUCAGGGUUCAGAAGUGUUAAAGCUCCAGUCACCAAGGUGGUAGCAUCUGUCAGAAAUGCUCAGAAGCUGCCCAUGUGUGACAACUGUGGCACUGGCAUUGUUGGUGUGUUUGUGAAGCUCCGUAACCGCCACCGCCACCCUGAGUGCUAUGUGUGCACCGACUGUAGCACCAACUUGAAGCAGAAGGGCCAUUUCUUUGUAGAGGAUCAGAUCUACUGUGAAAAGCAUGCCAGGGAGCAGGUGACACCACCUGACGGCUAUGAUGUGGUCACCGUGUUCCCCAAGUGAUCCGGCAGCUCUGCCCUGACAGCUCUUCUCCAGCCAGCCUCUGCUACAAGCCUGCCGUCUGAGGGGUGGUGCCCCCUUCUCUCCCAGUGUUCCAUGCUUGUCUUGAUUUAGCCCUGCACAUUAAAUGUUGAGUCC
This is a messenger RNA of Octodon degus (degu), 1183 nucleotides long. Its product is annotated as PDZ and LIM domain protein 1-like. Lineage: Eukaryota; Metazoa; Chordata; Mammalia; Rodentia; Octodontidae. The record is from RefSeq and is a predicted model, not a curated record. Gene Ontology annotation, molecular function: muscle alpha-actinin binding; actin binding. Gene Ontology annotation, biological process: actin cytoskeleton organization; heart development; muscle structure development. Gene Ontology annotation, cellular component: adherens junction; Z disc; filamentous actin.